This is a messenger RNA of Marchantia polymorpha subsp. ruderalis, 4328 nucleotides long. NCBI's taxonomy places the organism in Eukaryota, Viridiplantae, Streptophyta, Marchantiopsida, Marchantiales, Marchantiaceae. The record is from the annotation of a GenBank genome assembly.
UCGUGGUAGGGUUUAGGGUGCGAGGAGGGCGUGCUGUUCCUGCGUGUUCCUGGGGUUUUGGAGCACGGGAGCAUCGCCAACCCUAGCGCUGCGAUGGAACAGAGCGCAUCCUCGCAGUGCUGGAGAAUCUGAGGCUGUCGAGCAAUUCGGUGCAGUGGCGGAGAAUUUCGGUUUUUCCGUGGGCUUGUUCGUAGUUGCGCUCGUGUGCUCGUCGAGAAUGCUGUGAGGAAUUUUGGAAGUCGAGAUGGCGCGUCUCGCGGGAGGCCGAGGCGGAGGAGGAGGAGGAGGAGGUCGGGGCGGGAGUAGAGGCAGAGGAGGUCGAGGUGGUCGAGGAGGUAGGGGCCAGGGGCGAAGGGGAGGUGGAAAUUCGGCAGGAGGCCGGAAGGGUGGGAAGAAUACGGGUGGAAAUUCUGGAAGUGCUGGGAAUGGUCCUCGAUUGGGGCACUCCUUGCUCAGAGCAAUUGGGGUGAAUGCGGAGCGACGGACCGAUGACUCAGAUGAUUCGGAUAAGGAGAUCGCUGGUGAUGUAUACGAGUACGAAGAAGAAGUUCCGGAAGAGGAGCGGGGGAAAAAUAAGCGGUUCGAUGAUAUUGAUAGAAUGGAGUACGAGCUGCCUUCCGAUUUCGAGGAUGAAGAGAUCGACGAGGACGAAGCUGACGGGGAAGGUGCUAGUGAAGAGGAGAGUGAUGGCGAAGCACUGCCAAGCUCGAAAGCUAAGAAGGGUAAACCCUCGAAGGAAAUCAGCCUCAACAGCGAUGAAGAUGACGAGGGUUCAGAGGAUGAAGACGAAGAUAUGGAUGAUGAUUCAGAAGAGGAAGAAGAGUUUAGAGGAGAAAAAGGACGAGAUGUCAACUCUGAUAAUUCGGAGGACGAAGACGAAGAGGAGUAUGAGCAAAGUGAAGAUGAUGACGACGACGACGAUGAGCGUCACCAGCGCUUGAUUGAGGCGGUAACAGGAAGAUCUGCUAAACCAGACAAGGCGGAAAGAUCGCGGAAGGAGCACGUGGUCACUGAAGCAUACCCGGAAUCAGAAUUCAACUUGAAUCCUAGCGGUACAAGCGCUAAUGGUAGCGCUCAAAUUUCCGUGGAGGACUUGAUGAAUCCUCUUCACGAUGCUGCGGGUUUCGGUACUCUUCGCAAGAGAAUGCAAGAGUUGCAAAGUCGGGGAGCUCCUGUGCAAGCACCGUUGCCUAAAGUUGUUCAGGAUAGGGUAGAUAGACAAGCAGGGUACAAGGAAACAAGUAGGGAUAUAAGUGGUUGGCAAAAUCUUGUCAAGAGGAAUAGGGAAGCUCCAACUCUUGUGUUCAACAAAAGGGAAGAAACGCCCGCACUUACUACCGCUACUCUUGCCUCAACUUUCAGAGCAACCACAGAUUUUGAAAAGGAAAUUAAGAGUUUACUGAAUAAGAGCAAGCUAAUGGAAGCUAAGGACAUAGAGGAGGCAGAAAAUCUUCAAUUGAAUAAGUUAACCGUCGAAGAAGUUCGGGAGCGACAAGAAAGGCUUUCCAAAAUGCGGAAUCUCUUGUUCAGACACGAAUUGAAAGCGAAGCGUGUCAGGAAAAUCAAGUCCAAGACUUUCCAUAAGCUGAAGAAUAAGACCGAAAGAUCUAAAGCCGAACAUGACAUGGCACUUGCGGAGGCAGACCCAGAAGCUGCGAAAGAAGCAGCUAUCAAACAGGAGUUUCUGAGAGCAGAGGAACGUAUGACUCUGAAACAUAAAAAUCAGUCACGCUGGGCAAAGAGAAUACUGAAACGUGGCCUAAAGGCACAAGACAACGACGGAACGAGAGACGCAAUUGCAGAUCAACUUCGAACCCAUGAACUGCUGACUAGAAAAAUCCACUCUGCAACGUUAAGCGGCAGUGAUGAUGAUCUUAGCAGUAGUGACGAAAGUAAUGAUGACGAGCCGACUGGCCUGGUUCUGGGCAAACCUAAUUCUAAGAUUUUGGCCAAGGCUAAAGUGGCUACCUUAAAAGCACUGGAAGAGGGUGAAGACGACGAGGUUCCGAAGACAGGGUUGUUUGCUAUCCCUUUCAUGGCCCGAGCAAUCGACAAGAAGAAGAAGGCUGCAGAAAUGGAGGCCAUGGCAGUUCUUGAGCAACUAGAGCAAGCUGAAGCGGACGGUGACAUCCUUGCACUUCACGAUGACUACGCCAGGCUUGAAAAUGCUGCCAAAAAGGAAACGACCGUGGGUGGAAGAAUAUCAUUUGGAGAAUCGAGAAGGCCUUUGGAAAACGAGAAGCCUGAAAGAACAGUUGCAGAGCUAAGUGAUGUCGAUGAUAGUGACGAUGAGCGGCUGGAGAGAUCAUUUGCUGGACGUGUCGACAUGGGGGAAACUGUAUUAGGAGUUCCCAGUAAGAAGAUGAAGACUGAUAGCAGCAGUAUUCAACAGACAGAUGAGCAACCUGGCGCUCGUUUUGGGCUUGAUUUCUUGACCUUUUUUAACAAGAAACCACAUUCCACAGGCGUGGAAUCUGUGGAUGUCCCUUCUAAGCAACUUGACGAAGAAGCUGGGGAGUUCAGUAAGGUCUCUGGUCCGUUGACAACAAUCGCAACUACGAUUUCUGCAUCGGUGGAAACUGCCGUGGAAAAUAUUACCCCUGCAUCGGAGUUACCGAAGGAAACUCCUGCCUUACCAUCGAGUAAAGCUAGUAAACGUAAGAAAAAAUCAAAGAAGAAGUCCACUUCAUUGCCAGUGACGACAACAGGUGUGGAGACAACAAGUGUGGUGACAAUGCAUCCACCAGUGACAGCGAAGGGACAUGAGGAGAGUUCUGUCGACAAGAUUGUUGUCGGUUUCGCCGGAAGACCCAAACAAGGUGUGAUUCUCAACGGUCACGUCGACCUGCCAAAUGGAGGGACCAAAGUCGAGGGAAAUGCGGAUAUCCCAAAUGGAACUUCGCACAAGGAAGCAGAGAAGGGCGUUGCAGCCUUGAAGCAAGUUCCGAGCUCAUUCAGUGAUGAUGACAGUGACGAAGAAAUGGAUAUGGCUAGUGACGCGAUGUCCCAGCAAGCACUUAUCAGGCAGGCUUUUGCAGGAGAUGACGUAGAAGCAGAGUUUGAGCAAUUGAAAGCUCAAGCUCUUGAUGUAGAGGUACCUCAAGGUGAAGCCCCCGUGACUCUGCCUGGAUGGGGCCAAUGGUCACAUGUGCAAAAGAAAAGGGGUCCACCUGCGUGGAUGCUCAAGGAGCAAGAGAAACUUCAAAAGUCUAGAGAGGAUGCAUUAAGCAAGAGGAAGGAUGCCAAGUUGAAGCAUGUCGUUAUCAGUGAAAGGAUGGACAAGAAGGCUUCGAAGUUUAGCUCCGCGGGCGUCCCUUUUCCGUUCAAGUCAAGAGAGAUUUAUGAACGGAGUGUAAGGAUGCCUAUUGGACGGGAAUAUAAUACGGACAAGGCUUACCGAAAUAUGAUCCGUCCUGCUGUUAUUAAAAGUGCCGGUCAGAUCAUCGACCCGAUAAAGCGUGAUCAUCAUCAUAAAGAAGAAGCUUCGACACGUCAACCUAAACGAAAACGAGGAAGAAAAUAGAGUGCAGUUACCACUGCAGCUGAACGUAGAGUAGGAAAUUAGACAAAGCAGGGGAGCCAUGGCUGGUUGAGAUUCAAGGUUUCCUUAAGGGAUAUUUUCGAAGUUUUGGCAUUUUUACAUCGGAAAUGCUCUUGAAACUGGCCUUGCCGGGCGUAUUGGUUGGGGUCUUACAAUUGUGCCUUCGAAGUCAUUUGGCCACCUAUACUAAGUAAGAAUUUUUUCUGUUCACGGUAUGUACAAACGCGUCAUUGACUUCCGAACCUUGGGAUGUUAGGGGUGUGGUUACUUGAGCGUUUUACAGAGCACCGAAACCCUAGAGUUAUUAGCGUGCAGUUGCUGGCCGUGAAGCCCCAUACCUUGGGCUACUUCCAAGUCCGAUGCGUCUGCAGUAUAUUCAUAUCUGUACGUACCCACCCGAGUUAUUGUUCCUGUCUCCAUCACGGAGUGUUAUAUUUACACAGGUCUGCUGUUUGUCGCAUCAUUUUCUCGUCGAAUCUGCGAAAACAUUCAACACCCAUAUGCUGCUUGUGUUGGAGAGGUGCGAUACUUUUGGUCGUUGUCCACAGCACUAGAAAGAUAGUUAAUGUGUCAUUCUCAGCUUACUAGGGAUAUUCUACCCGGUUUGCAGAAAGUUCAUGUACUUGACAUAUGAAACGACGGAAGGGAGUAAAUAUGCAUAUUGGUAUCUGUCGUUGUUCAAGAAGAUAUUUUCCCCGGCCUUUUUGUGGAUCCAAAUCAAGCAAGAAAUUUGCUACAAUUUGUAAGUUCAAUUUCUGACAGUGCUCCCGCUCAAUAGAUAACCCGA